Messenger RNA from Schistosoma rodhaini, 1008 nucleotides. The record is from the annotation of a GenBank genome assembly. NCBI's taxonomy places the organism in Eukaryota, Metazoa, Platyhelminthes, Trematoda, Strigeidida, Schistosomatidae.
AUGGUUCUGAAGGUUUACAUCAGUACUCUUUCUGGAAACCUUAAGGUCAAAAAAGAGCAGGCACUAAUUCUGUCACUGCUGAAUGCUAAAAAGGUUGACUUUGAAGAAGUUGACCUCUCUGACGUCUCCAAUGAGUCUAAAAAGUGUUCAUUGUUUGAGGAGCUGAAGAAAAAAGAGAAACCUUUGGUUCCACCACACAUUUUCCUCGAUGAAGAAUAUCUCGGAGGCUAUGAGGAAUUUUACGAGGCCGUGGAAAUGGAAGAACUAGAAUCUUUUCUAAAAUUGCCUGGAGAAAAACCUAAGUCGUUCUCGGCAUUGAUGGGUAGCAGCGCCAGUGAGGCUGAGAGUGAGGAGGAGGACGAGGAAAAGGCUAAGGAGUCUUCGGUCGAUGAAGAUAAGCCUGAUAUUCCUAAGGAGGAAGAAAACGGUGAAGCUGUUAAAGAAGAAGAGGAUAAAGAUAAAAAAGAAAAGGCUUUACAUGAAAGUCUUGAAGUGAAAGUUGAUGAAAAUGAAGACCAUUCCACAGAACACCAAAGAAAAACGUCUGAUGAAGAUUCGGGAAAUGAGGAAGAAGAAAAAAUAAAUCCUUUGUCAGCAAAGGAUGUUGAGGGAGAAGCAAGACCUUCUAAUGACUCUGAUGAAAGUUCGGAAGACUCGUCUAGAGAAUCCGAAGCCAAAAAAUCCAAGACAGAGUCGGAUAGUGACUCGUCAAAACGUUCGGUUUCUAGUGCUCAAAAGGAUUCUGAAAGCUCAUCAUCUGGAGAAUCUGAGGCCAAGAAGUCGAAGACAGAUUCGAAUGGCAGUUCACUUAAACACUCUCCACCAGAUUCUCGAAAACCUUCUGUUACUUCCGAAGCCAAUAGCCCGGAAGCAAAAUCCGACAGUGACUCAUCAUCAAAUCACUCAGGGCAGUCUGCAGAAAAGUCUAUGAAGAUUAAAAGGGAAAACACAAAGGAGUCAGAAGACUCAAGCGCAAGUGAGUCCGAAUCAUCUUCGGACUCUGAGUAA